CCUGGAGGACAAGGAGAACAGACACGUUUCUGGUGGUGUAGAAGGGACCGAUGGCAAUGCUUCAGAGUGUAGCGGAGACGCAGGAAAGAGAUUCAACCUGUUAACAAAAAAUUAAGCAGGGGGAAAAUACCAACGGGAAGGAAAGAGAUAUAUAUAUACACAUAUAUAUAUAUAUAUAUAUACAAUUUAGAAGUAUUCCCCAGGUGGCCACAAAGCAUGGGCUGUGCUCCAAGCAUCCACAUCUCUGACAGCAGAGUGGUCUAUCACAGUAGCAAAGAGUCUGAGGAGUGCAAUUCCCCUCACCAGACCAACACAACCAUGUCUCAACAGCAGCAAGGCAACCCCGUCCCAGGAUUAUUCAUUAAAUCCUCCAACACAUCCACUUAUAAGGUGAGGACUAAUUCCUCUAAGAAAGACAAGAGGGAGAACAGCCAGAGCAUGGAGGCAGAGACCCAGACCAGCAGAUCCAGUGUUAAGGCACCAGUAACGGAUGUGCAGUUUGGCCCUAUGAGACUUCAUCAAGAUCAACUUCAGGUACUUUUAGUGUUUGCCAAAGAAGAUAACCAGAGUAACGGGUUCUGUUGGGCAUGUGAGAAAGCUGGAUUUCGAUGUAAUAUUGCCAGGACACCUGAGUCUGCACUAGAAUGUUUUCUUGAUAAACACCAUGACAUUAUCAUUAUUGACCACAGACAUUCCAGAUACUUUGAUGCAGAAGCAUUAUGCAGGUCUAUCAGAACAACGAAACCCUCAGAAAAUACAGUCAUUAUUGGUGUAGUACGAAGGCAUGCUGAUCGUGAAGAGUCAUCAAUAUUGCCCCUGAUCUCUGCUGGCUUCACAAGGAGAUAUGUGGAAAAUUCCAAUAUAAUGGCCUGUUACAAUGAGUUGAUUCAGCUGGAAUUUGGAGAGGUGCGAGCACAAUUCAAACUAAGGGCAUGCAAUUCAUUAUUUACAGCAUUAGAGAAAAGUCAAGAAGCCAUUGAGAUCACAAGUGAAGACCAUGUAAUACAGUACGUCAAUCCUGCUUUUGAAACAGUGAUGGGCUAUCAAAUAGGUGAACUAAUAGGAAAGGAAUUAACAGAAGUGCCUAUAAAUGAAAAAAAAGCUGAUUUCCUAGAUACUAUUAAUUCUUGCAUAAAGAUAGGAAAGGAAUGGCAAGGAAUGUACUAUGCGAAAAAGAAAAAUGGAGAUAGCAUACAACAAAAUGUGAAGAUACUACCUGUCGUCGGACAGGGAGGAAAGAUUAGACACUAUGUGUCAAUUAGUAGACUGUGCAAUGACAACAAUAAGGUGGAGAAGACAUGUGAACGUGUUCAGGCUGAAUCUCAGACGGAUAUUCAGACUUGCAGACACAAAGACAGGAGGAAAGGAUCACUAGAUGUCAGAUCCACAACAUCACGAGGGAGCGAUGGCAGCUCACAAAGGCGGCACUCUUCUAUGGCCAGGAUACAUUCCAUGACUAUUGAAGCACCCAUCACCAAGGUAAUAAACAUCAUCAACGCUGCACAAGAAAGCAGUCCCAUGCCAGUUGCAGAAGCUUUAGACCGUGUGCUGGAGAUUUUAAGAACCACUGAAUUGUACUCUCCACAACUGGGGACAAAAGAUGAGGAUCCACAUACCAGUGACCUCGUUGGAGGGUUAAUGACAGAUGGUUUACGAAGAUUAUCAGGGAACGAAUACAUAUUGUCAGCAAAACAAACUCAUCAGGUCGCUGGCAGUUUGAUAUCUCCAAUCUCCCUCAAUGACAUACCCCCACGGAUAACACAGGCAAUGGAAAAUGAGGAACACUGGGAUUUUGAUAUCUUUGAACUUGAGGCUGCCACCCAUAAAAGGCCUUUGGUUUAUCUGGGUCUCAAAAUAUUUGCUCGCUUUGGAAUCUGUGAAUUCUUAAAUUGUUCAGAAUCAACUCUGAGGUCGUGGUUACAAGUUAUUGAAGCUAACUAUCACUCCUCCAACUCCUACCAUAAUUCUACUCAUUCAGCAGAUGUACUACAUGCCACUGCUUAUUUCUUGUCUAAAGAAAGAGUAAAGCAAACUUUGGAUCCAAUUGAUGAGGUUGCUGCACUCAUUGCUGCCACAGUCCAUGAUGUGGAUCACCCAGGAAGAACAAAUUCUUUCCUGUGCAAUGCUGGCAGUGAGCUGGCAAUUCUCUACAACGACACCGCAGUGCUGGAGAGCCAUCAUGCUGCCCUGGCUUUCCAGCUCACCACCCGGGAUGACAAAUGCAAUAUAUUUAAAAACAUGGAGAGGAAUGAGUAUCGAACCCUCCGCCAAGCCAUUAUUGACAUGGUCUUAGCAACAGAAAUGACAAAGCACUUUGAGCAUGUCAACAAGUUUGUCAACAGCAUUAAUAAACCCUUGGCAGCGCUAGAAGAAAAUGGGGUAACCAGGAAAAGCCAGGAGUCAAUCAAAACUGUACUCACGUCUCCUGAAAACCGUAUCCUUAUCAAACGCAUGUUGAUAAAGUGUGCUGACAUUUCCAAUCCAUGCAGACCCAUAGAGCAGUGUAUAGAGUGGGCUGGACGCAUCUCCGAGGAGUACUUUGCACAGACUGAUGAAGAAAAGAGGCAAGGUUUACCUGUUGUGAUGCCAGUUUUUGACAGAAAUACUUGCAGCAUCCCCAAAUCCCAAAUAUCAUUCAUCGAUUACUUCAUCACCGAUAUGUUUGAUGCCUGGGAUGCAUUUGCAGACCUGCCAAAUUUGAUGCAGCAUCUGGAUAAUAACUUUAAAUACUGGAAAGGACUAGAUGAAAGGAAGCUGCGGAGCCUUCGACCACCACCAGAGUAGCAAUUAGACCAUGUAUUACAGUAAGGCUAGCCCAUGCGCUUGGGGGACUUUCAAAUUCAAGAGAACAUGAGGUCAGC
Molecule: messenger RNA, 2861 nt
Organism: Charadrius vociferus (killdeer)
Lineage: Eukaryota; Metazoa; Chordata; Aves; Charadriiformes; Charadriidae
Gene: PDE8A
Product: phosphodiesterase 8A
Exons: 24
Coding region: 217-2784 (855 amino acids)
Biological process (GO): signal transduction; positive regulation of ERK1 and ERK2 cascade; regulation of DNA-templated transcription
Molecular function (GO): 3',5'-cyclic-AMP phosphodiesterase activity
Source: RefSeq, a predicted model, not a curated record